Capsaspora owczarzaki ATCC 30864 is the source of this 1148-nucleotide messenger RNA. RefSeq names its product replication factor C subunit. The transcript is spliced from 9 exons. The record is from RefSeq and is a predicted model, not a curated record. The annotation marks the transcript as partial. Gene Ontology annotation, molecular function: ATP hydrolysis activity; DNA clamp loader activity; DNA binding. Gene Ontology annotation, biological process: DNA repair; DNA-templated DNA replication. Lineage: Eukaryota; Filasterea; Ministeriida; Capsasporidae. Gene Ontology annotation, cellular component: DNA replication factor C complex; nucleus.
CCAUGGCGCUCUGGGUGGACAAGUACCGACCAACCAACCUCGACAAGCUGGACUACAACUUGACGCUCUCCAAGCAGCUCAAGCACUUGGUUUCUGCGGGCGACUUUCCACACAUGAUGGUGUACGGACCACCUGGCGCAGGCAAGAAGACCCGCGUCAUGUGUCUGCUCCGAGAGCUGUACGGCCCCGGUGUUGAGAAGCUCAAGGUUGAACAUCGCACGUUCAAGACUCCUAGCGAUGCCAAGCUCGAAAUCAUUACCAUUGCGAGCAACUAUCACAUUGAACUCAAUCCCAGCGAUGCUGGUACCCAGGAUCGCCUGGUUGUUCAGGACAUUCUCAAAGAAAUUGCCUCGAGUCAUCAACUCGAUACACAGACCCAGCGUUCCUUCAAAGUCGUCGUCUUGACGGAGGUGGACAAACUCUCCAAGGACGCGCAGCAUGCGUUGCGUCGAACGAUGGAGUUGUACGUUUCCACAUGCAGGCUCAUUCUCCUCUGCAACAGCACUUCCAAAGUCCUGUCUCCCAUUCGCAGUCGCUGUCUCGGUAUUCGAAUUCCAGCCCCCACUGUUCCAGAGAUUGUCACCGUAUUGCAGUCAAUCGCGCGCAAGGAGGGCAUUAGCGUGAGUGGCGAUUUUGCGACGCGUAUCGCAGAAAGCAGCGAUCGCAAUCUGCGAAAAGCCAUUCUGUCGUUUGAAGCGUGCCGCGUGCAGCAGUAUCCCUUUGUGUCCAACCAGCCCAUCCAAAAGGCCGACUGGGAGGUGUAUGUGGAGCAAACUGCGAGCGAAAUUCUUGGCGAGCAAUCUCCAAAGUGCUUGCUGGCCGUCCGUGGCCGAAUGUACGAGUUGUUGAGUCACUGCAUUCCUGCAGACAUCAUCAUCAAGUCCUUGACAAACGUGCUGCUGCGUUCGAUCGACCGCUCACUCAAGAUUGAGCUCGUCCAAUGGGCCGCCACGUACGAGCAUCGUCUGCAGCUCGGCAGCAAGCCCAUUUUCCACCUUGAAGCCUUUGUCGCCAAGUUCAUGAGCUUGUACAAGCGAUACCGUCUCAAUCUGGGAUACUGAGGGAUGCUUGCUUUGUGUUUUCGCCAUCUGCAUGUUUGACGAUUGUUAUUCUGUUGUUCGUUCAAAUCGACGUUCGAGUAUCACCGA